Messenger RNA from Chlorocebus sabaeus (green monkey), 817 nucleotides. Lineage: Eukaryota; Metazoa; Chordata; Mammalia; Primates; Cercopithecidae. The record is from RefSeq and is a predicted model, not a curated record.
AUGGAAUACUGCGCCUACAGAGCCCGGCACGCAAGGCCUGCUCAGGCUGACUGGUCGCUGGCACUAAGUGCUUUUGUCUUUUCUCCAGGUGAUGGUCGGUACGGCAGCGAUGACGACCCUGGAUCUGGCACGGUGGCAGAGACCGGCACCAUUGCCGGGGUGGUCAGCGCCCUGGCCAUGGCCCUCAUUGGUGCCGUCUCCAGCUACAUCUCCUACCAGCAGAAGAAGUUCUGCUUCAGCAUUCAGCAGGGUCUCAACGCAGACUACGUGAAGGGAGAGAACCUGGAAGCCGUGGUGUGUGAGGAACCCCAAGUGAAAUACUCCGCGUUGCACACGCAGUCUGCAGAGCCGCCACCACCCGAAGCAGCCAGGAUCUGAGGGCCCUGUCCAGCUGUAGGCGUGCACAGUGGUGCCACCGCUUGUCACCCGGCUCCCCCCUUCUCCCCACCCUUCAUUUGGACCCACAGCUGCUGUGCUGCUCUGUGUCGUCGGCUCCUUGUUGGUCUAAGUUUUCCGGACGAGCUCUGGGGGUUUGUGAGUUUGGUCUCUCUGCCCUGCCACAGGUGCUCUGAGACUUGGUGCCGAAAUUCAAGAGCCAGCUCUGAUAGAAAGCCAGCACCAGCCUCGGGAACUGCUGAGCCACCAACUCCCAAAGCCAGCCUGCCUCCAGCUUUACUGAGCACAGGAUGUGGGGGCCAAGAUGAUGCUGGGGCUGGAUGACAUGUAUGCUUAGGGGACAAGAGUUUGAACCCAUGGGACUGUGACCCCUGCACACUGGAGUGGCUCAUUGUGGCAGGUUUCUGCCCAUAGACCCUGA